Messenger RNA from Beta vulgaris subsp. vulgaris (sugar beet), 2369 nucleotides. RefSeq names its product aspartic proteinase 36. Gene Ontology annotation, biological process: proteolysis. Gene Ontology annotation, molecular function: aspartic-type endopeptidase activity. Lineage: Eukaryota; Viridiplantae; Streptophyta; Magnoliopsida; Caryophyllales; Amaranthaceae. The coding region runs from base 205 to 2118 and encodes 637 amino acids. The record is from RefSeq and is a predicted model, not a curated record. The transcript is spliced from 12 exons.
UAGAAGCAAAAAAAACACCCCACUACCACUAGUAGUGUAAAAAUUACUUAAAUAAAAAAGCCGAGUCAAUCCUCAAUCUCUCUCUCUCUCUCUCUUUUCGUGUUUUACCAAGCAUUCCGUCACUGAGUCGACACUUACGAAUCGGUCAACAUUUACCACAAAACACUCACACACUCGCCAGUGAAUCGCCCGAGUCAGCUCACUAUGACUCGGCGACGCGUCCGAUUCUCCGCCAUAACCAUCACCAUCUUCUUUUUCUCUCUCCUCACCUCCACCGUUGAUUCUACCUCCGUCAUCCUCGAUCAUCGUCGUUCACCUCUUCUACUCCCUCUCUCUCUCUCCAGAAAAAUUCCCGACGCUAAACUCCGGCGUCAUCUUCAAGCUAAACUCAUCCCUGUCAAUGCUCGCAUGAGUCUCUUCGACGAUCUCCUCUCGAACGGGUAUUAUACGACGAGGCUUUAUAUCGGAACUCCGCCGCAAGAAUUUGCCUUGAUUGUAGAUACAGGGAGUACAGUCACUUAUGUGCCUUGCUCUGAUUGUGAUCAGUGUGGAAAUCAUCAGGACCCAAAGUUCCAACCAGAUCUUUCAAGCACCUAUCAUCCGGUGAAAUGCAAUCCUGAUUGUACAUGUGAUGGUGACAAUGCUCAAUGUACUUAUGAGAGACAGUAUGCUGAAAUGAGUUCCAGCAGUGGCGUUCUUGGUGAAGAUAUUGUAUCUUUCGGGAACCAGAGUGAGCUUAAGCCCCAGCGUGCUGUCUUUGGCUGUGAAAAUGUGGAAACUGGGGACCUGUACAGUCAGCAUGCUGAUGGUAUAAUGGGCCUGGGUCGGGGUGAACUAAGCAUUGUUGAUCAACUUGUUGACAAAAGUGUAGUCGGUGAUUCAUUCUCACUUUGUUAUGGUGGGAUGGAUAUUGGUGGGGGUGCUAUGAUUCUUGGUUCAAUAUCACCUCCCUCCAACAUGGUCUUCACCCAUUCUGACCCCGAUCGCAGUCCAUAUUACAAUAUCGAGCUGAAGGAGUUACAUGUAGCUGGGAAAAGGCUGUCUAUAGAUUCGAAGGUUUUUGAUGGAAAACACGGGACUGUUCUGGAUAGUGGUACAACAUACGCCUAUUUACCAGAACCAGCAUUUGUGGCCUUUUUACAUGCUUUAAGUAACGAGCUUCAUGACCUUAAGCGAAUCCGUGGACCUGAUCCCAAUUAUAAUGAUGUUUGCUUUUCUGGUGCUGGAAGCAACAUUUCAGAACUUUCAAAAGCAUUCCCUGCAGUCGAUAUGGUUUUUGAACAUGGUCAAAAGUAUUCACUAUCUCCCGAAAACUAUUUAUUUAAGCAUUCAAAGGUGCCUGGUGCGUAUUGCCUUGGAGUUUUUCAGAAUGGAAAGGAUCCCACGACCCUUUUAGGAGGAAUAAUGGUCCGUAAUACUCUUGUGACCUAUGAUCGUGAACACUUGAAAGUUGGAUUUUGGAAGACGAAUUGCUCUGAGUUAUGGGAAAAACUGCGUGUGUCUGGCGCUUCGCCAGCACCAUCGCCUGGACCCAUGCAAUCAAGUGAGGAGGUUUCUGCUCCAGGAAUAUCACCAGCAUCAGCACCGAACGGAGUACCAAGUUAUGUUGUUCCAGGAGAAAUAAAAGUUGGAUUUAUUACAUUUGAUAUGUCUUUGACCAUCAAGGACUCGGAGUUGAAGCCUCGUGUAAAAGAGCUAUCUGGUUUCAUUGCUCAAGAGUUAGGAGUCAAUGUUUCACAGGUUCAUUUACUAAAUUUGACUUCAUCUGGAAACGGCUCCCUAAUAACAUGGGGAAUUUAUCCUGAAAGACCAGCUAAGUAUAUGGCAAAUACAACUGCAAUGCAUAUAAUUGCUCAUCUAGCGGAACAUAAUGUCCAACUUCCGGACACCUUUGGCAGUUAUAAGUUGGUCAAUUGGAAGGUCGAGCCACCUGUCAAAAGGAAUUGGUGGCAACAACAUUACUUACUAGUUGUUAUGGCAGUUAUUGUUUCAUUGAUGCUGGGACUCUCUGUUUAUGGGAUCUGGUUCGUGUGGAAAUGGAGGCAGCAAACAACAAUACAAUACAAACCUGUUGACAGUGAUACUGUUGUUCUUGAGCAAGAACUGCAGCCGUUGUGAAUGAAUAAUGACCUAUUCUCUUCUGUUUUUUUUUUGUCCCAAAUUUUUGCUUCUAGCAUUAUUUUUACGAACACGCUAAAAGAAAUUACACAGGUUUUUAUUUUAAAUGUCAAAUUUCAACUAGGAGAUUGCUUGAUUAACAAGAAAUGCCUAGAGAAUUAGACUAUUGCCACUCUAAAUUUUGUAGAUAAAAUUCUUAAUUUCUGAUAAAUAAUGUAAUCAAUAGUUGAGAAAAAUGUUUCUUGUGCUAA